AAAUGAUUGAGUACAAAGUAUGGGUCAAGUUGUCCUCAGUUCUCACUUAUUUGUAAUUCACGUGGUGAUUAGAUCCGAGACAAUCAAUCAACCGACAAGCAUCCAGAACGUGAAGCUCUCCAGCUCCUCACACCCACCACCACUCCCCUUUCCUCUCUUAUUACACACACCACACUGGAUGAUUCGCGCAAUUCAGAAUGGGGGCCUCUGACUCGAAGCUCGUAUUCAAGAAGGGCAUCUUCAGACUUUCGGAGGAUAAAGUCAUCCCCGCUGAUGAUCCAUAUUGGGCAUCUUUCUGGGAACUCCCUGAGUCCACUGAAGACAUAUUCAGUCUCUUUUCACCGAACGAUAUACGGCGGACGCGCGAUACGGCCCUGGAGAAUCUAGAGACGCUGUUUCUUGCCAUCACAAGCCGACUGUUCAUACUCCGACACCACCCUUCAUUUCCAGAUCCCGAGCUUGCGCCAGAGCGAGAUGCGCUGAACUGCAUACGGAUCCUUACGCGGAUCCUACCCUAUAUCUAUGAGGCGGAACAACUACAGGCAUGGGAAGAUAAGUUCUUCUGGGGGGUGAGGAGGAAGCGGACACGAAAAGCGUCACUGGCUCGAGAUGUUCUAUUCGACGAAUCGCAGGAAGAACUUGCGAAAAUCGAGGCAGCGGGCGAAGAAUUCGAGGAAGUGAAGCCGCUUGCUGAGGAGCUGAUAGAUACGCUUGUCGACCUACUCUUCUUCGCAGAUUUUACACUUCCCAGACCGCAGAAUACGAAGAACAAAGUCACAUAUGCGAUAUGGCAGAGUGGUGUUGGGUGCAAUACGUCAAUUGGGACGAGUAAGGAGUUCGAGAGUAAUAGGACGGAGAUCUUGAGACUGCUUUUGACUAUGACCAGUCAGAGUAUGUAUACGUCUGCGAGUCUGCUACCGGUUCAGGGUGUCAAAGCGAUCAGCUAUAUUGUCACUUGCCCGGAUAAGCAAGUAGUCUUGUCGGUUCUUUGCUCUUUGCUCAAUACUACCCUGAAGUACAAUCCGGCUUCUUGGCGGGUUCCAUACAACGUUCAAGUCUUCAAGGAUCCAAAAGCCAUCUUGGUCACUUAUGCACUUCAAUUUCUCUUGGUAAUCCUUCUCUACCCUAUUCCAGAGACAGAUCCGGCACACGCAAAGAAGAAUUACUUUCGACAUUUCCUUGGCCGUCUACAUAGACCUCAAGACUUUCAAUUCAUCGUCGAUGGAAUGACUAGAAUCCUCAACCAACCUCUCAACGCAAGCACUUCGUACAUACCUGGAAACCAGCAGUCCUCGAAAUGCACCUCCGAGAUGAUCAUGCUAUUCUGGGAGAUUACUCAGUGCAACAAACGAUUUCGCUCGUUUAUCAUUGAUACCGGUCGCUCACAUGAUUUCCUCGUCCUGAUCCUUUUCUAUGCUAUCGAGUACAAGCUAGAUGCUUCAAAGCAAGGCGUAGUUCGGAUGUGUGUUUUCUUGCUACAGACUUUGAGCGUGGAGCCAAAUUUUGGGAAAAACCUUAACAAGAAAUUUGAGGCCCAAGAAACACUACCACCUACCAUCAGACUGCAGAACUUCAAUGGAACUUAUGCAGAUUUCCUCAUUCAUUCAAUCUACAACAUAAUCACAACGAGCCAAGGAAAGCUCACAGCAAUCUACCCAGCUUUAUUGGCCGUCAUCAACAACAUCGCUGCAUACUUGGAAAAUCUGAGUGCUUCCACUUCCUCAAAACUUCUUCAACUUUUCUCCUCCAUGUCUUCGCCGAGCUUCCUUCUAGCAAACGAGGGCAACCACAACUUACUACAGUCAUUGCUUGAAAGCAUGAAUGCCAUUAUCGAGCAUCAGUUUAUCAAAAAUCCAAACUUUGUCUACGCUGUUCUACGGAACCACAAGAGAUUCGAAGCACUCCGAACAUUCACGCUCGAAAGUGGUCAAGAAGAGAUCGAACGCCGAAAUCGACGUCGGAAAGAACGCCAGACGGAUCCGAAUGAUCUAGCAGAGAGCCGAAGAGGGUCCGUUGAAAGUCUUCGAAGUCCUACAACCAAUCAAUCGCAUGCACCGACUCUCAGUGAUGUACCCGAGGAUGGGACUUUUGCUAUUGGAGACGAUGACGAUGAAGAUACUGACGAUGAUAAUCGCCCUACCCCAGCAGAAUCAACACCUACGGAGCAGCCAUCGCGAGCUUCAUCAGUCUCAUCGAGUGUAGACGAUGCUGUUCCAACUCAGUUACGAGGCAUGUCGGAGAAGGCGAGAGGAAAGAUGCCAGCUGGCAUGCCAACUUUCUCGCGUGCAAAUAGUACUACAAGUCUGAAUAGUUACUCCACAGCAGCCUUCUCACUCCAUGGCGCCUUUGAGCCCACUCCGGAUUGGAUCGAGUCAUGGCUUACCGAGCUCCCACUUCACACGAUUCUCACCAUCAUUGACCAGCUUGCACCACUCCUUCCUACGCAACGCGCAUCCACCGACACUCCCUCAACUUCUAUCAUCCGCACAAUCCAAACAGCCAAGAUCACAGGCGUGGAUCCCUCGCUAAUCCGCAUCCAGUACUUCGAAUGGUCACCGCUGUCCCUCGGCUGGUACGAAUCCCUCCUCUGGUCCUUCGUUUUCACCAGCGAGAUGCAAGUUCAAAAGGGAACCGUCGGCGUCUGGAAUGGGACAGCAAUCAAGCUUUUCCGCGUCGAGACCGUCGCCCCUAGUGGUCCCACCCUGAGCUCUCCCCGCGGAGCAGUCGAUGCGGUAGGAAGCAACAUUGUGAGUCGCAUUGGCAGCAUCAAUUUGAGAGGUGUGGCUGGUGGGGGACAGGGACAGGACGCGCAGGCAGGUGGCGGUGGCGAGGGAAGGACAGACAGACCUUUGCUGGCGAGAACGGGCACGGGAAAUGGGGAACGGCCCGGGUUGAUCAGAGGGGCUAUUGUGUAGACAUGUGAAUAUGCAUAUGAUUUUUGGACGGAUAGAGGAGUGGAUGAGCGCGAUCUAAGGUGGCCAAUAUGGCAAUAGUCACAAUAGUCAUCCGCCAGGAGAUCAGUAGAGAAGUACGAGUACAGAAAGAUACAUACAAGCGAGGCGUUAGGAUUGGUCAGGCUACAGUAUUGGACUGAACUGGACUUGAGUAUCAAGACUUCUACCUCUUCUGCAUACAUAGGAAUUAUUUUUCUUUCCCGAAUUUCUUAAUUGUGACUGGUUCUUUCCUGCACUUUCCACAGCGUGACAGCGAUUCUUACUUAUGCUUGCAGACCCAGCCAAGUGAGCUUCGUGAGGUAGCCAGUCCAGUCGCACUUCCCAGCGCCACACCUCUCUCGCAGGGCUGCUGCUGGAGAGAACGAGCGGUCUGGGCAGCAGAUCUUUCCUCGUUCAACUUCAGGCCUCGCGGCCCUGCAUACACCUCUCCCCCAUUUCCAGUUUCCACCAUGUCCAUCACUUCUCGGUAUUCCCUCUCUCACCCAAUCCGCAUCAUCCACCUUUCCAGAAGUUCAAGCCACUCCUCUCUCCAAGCGAGCCAAGUCACAUUUCAUCGUGGCUGUGCAAUUCUAGGCCUUCCAGUCUUCCAGAUCGGCGGUGAUCUUUUCCUUCGUGGAGAUGGGGUCAUGCAGGGACAGCGUGGUGGCA
Molecule: messenger RNA, 3602 nt
Organism: Cadophora gregata
Lineage: Eukaryota; Fungi; Ascomycota; Leotiomycetes; Helotiales; Ploettnerulaceae
Exons: 10
Coding region: 198-2915 (905 amino acids)
Cellular component (GO): membrane; Golgi trans cisterna; Golgi medial cisterna
Source: RefSeq, a predicted model, not a curated record